Molecule: messenger RNA, 1857 nt
Organism: Varanus komodoensis (Komodo dragon)
Lineage: Eukaryota; Metazoa; Chordata; Lepidosauria; Squamata; Varanidae
Gene: ALX4
Product: ALX homeobox 4
Exons: 4
Coding region: 1-1224 (407 amino acids)
Biological process (GO): regulation of transcription by RNA polymerase II
Molecular function (GO): DNA-binding transcription activator activity, RNA polymerase II-specific; RNA polymerase II transcription regulatory region sequence-specific DNA binding
Source: RefSeq, a predicted model, not a curated record
AUGAAUGCCGAAAGUUGCGCACCCUUUUGCGACCCAGCCGCCGCCGCCGCCGCCGCUGCCAUGGAUUCCUUCUACAACGCCGCCUCGCAGGGCAGCGCCGACGGCUCCUCGCCUUUUAGGGCAUUUCCCGGAGGAGGCGGCGGCGGCGACAAGUUCAGUCCCGCUUUCCUGGCCAGCAAAGGGCAAAGCUUCGGCGGCGGAGACGGUGGCGGCGGCGGCGGCGGCGGCAGCGGCAGCAACAGCCCCAAGUGCCGCAGCCGCUACAGCCAGCCGGAGUGCCCGACCCUGGACGGCGGCGGGCAGCCGCAGCAGGCGCUCUCCGCCGCCGCCUUCAACAAGUACCACCCGCCGCCGCCGCCGCUCUACGCGCAGAGGGGCUCCUGCAAAAGCCCCCCGGGCGCCGGCCUCAAGCUGCAAGACGCCAGCGGCCACAACGGAGCGCUGCAGCUCUCCUGCUACGCUAAAGAGAGUUCCCUGGGAGAGGCCGAGCUACAGCCAGGCUCAGAUCCUGCUGGCAUGGAUGGCACUUACCUUAGUGUGAAAGAGACGGGAGUGAAGGUAUCCCAAGAGAGGGCGAGUAAUGACCUACCCAGCCCAAUGGACAAGACUGAUUCAGAGAGCAACAAGGGCAAGAAGAGGCGGAACCGCACCACCUUCACCAGCUACCAGCUGGAAGAGCUGGAAAAGGUCUUUCAAAAGACCCACUACCCAGAUGUCUAUGCCAGAGAGCAGCUAGCCAUGCGGACAGAUCUCACCGAGGCCCGGGUACAGGUUUGGUUUCAGAACAGACGAGCAAAAUGGAGGAAACGAGAACGAUUUGGUCAAAUGCAACAGGUUCGCACUCACUUUUCUACAGCUUAUGAGUUGCCCUUGCUAACUCGAGCAGAGAACUACGCCCAGAUCCAGAAUCCAUCCUGGAUUGGCAACAACGGUGCCGCCUCCCCUGUGCCUGCCUGCGUAGUGCCCUGUGACUCAGUGCCUUCCUGCAUGUCUCCCCACGCUCAUCCCCACACAACCGGAGGAGUCUCUGAAUUCCUGAGUGUCUCAGGUCCUGGCAGCCACGUGGGGCAGACUCACAUGGGCAGCCUCUUUGGUGGCGCAGGCAUCAGCCCCGGCAUCAAUGGGUAUGAGCUGAAUGGUGAGCCCGACCGCAAGUCUUCAAGCAUCGCAGCCCUGCGGAUGAAAGCCAAGGAGCACAGUGCUGCCAUAUCAUGGGCAACAUGACAGGGCUACAGCCAUUGCCCUCCAGACACUGACCGAACCAAUGGGGACAGUCAAACCAAUCCAUCCACUCUCGGACUCGCGGCAGCCAGUGCCCUCCUCAGAGAUCGGGAUGCAGCACUUUUAGCUACUCUAGGUACCAUAGCCUUGCGUAUAUUACCCUAUUUGGAGUGUUUGAAGCCUGUUUGCGGGGUGGGGGGGUGUCCCUGAAAUCAGGUACGGGGGAAGAAAUGAUAGGUGCUUCUACAGCACCAGACACAUCCAGUUUCCUGUUCACAUGGCAUGUUUCCUCUUAAGGAGUCUCUCAUUCUCCUGAGUGUCCUUUUUAAAAUUAUUCACAAUGGACACCCUGGCUUCUUCUGCCACCAGAGGUACUUCCAGAUGAGGCUUUUAUCCUGAACUCAUCCUGCCUCAAACACAGAAUGUUAAGUGGAUUCCAGUGGAAGCAUUUGUGCAGCACUUUUCAUGUUUUUCCACUGCUGCUGCUUUUUCUUUUUCAUUCCCACAAACAAAUCUGUUAUGGAAGGAAAAGACAGACUGGCUCCACAAUAUCUUGUGAUUGGCUACACUAGAAGCUGUCAGUCUGGAAGCACCCCGAUUGCCCUUCCAUGAAAGAAAGACAGAAAACAAAACAAA